This is a messenger RNA of Theobroma umbraticum, 1116 nucleotides long. RefSeq names its product acidic endochitinase-like. Lineage: Eukaryota; Viridiplantae; Streptophyta; Magnoliopsida; Malvales; Malvaceae. Gene Ontology annotation, molecular function: chitinase activity. Gene Ontology annotation, biological process: carbohydrate metabolic process. Gene Ontology annotation, cellular component: extracellular region. The record is from RefSeq and is a predicted model, not a curated record.
AUGGUCAGAUCACACCACCCCCUGAAAUUUCAGACCCUCCCUUCCUAUGUUUGCAAAAAUGGCUAGGAAAUCACAAACCAUAGCUUUGCUCAUCUUCCUCGUUGCUGUAGCGCUAAGCACAACCUCUUAUGCCACUGUCAUUUCCACCUACUGGGGUCAAAAUGGUUUUGAGGGAACCCUGCAGGAAGCAUGUGCCACCGGAACAUAUAACAUCAUAAUGAUAGCUUUCCUCAACACUUUUGGUGGCGGCCAAACCCCGUCUAUGAACCUUGCCGGUCACUGUGACCCACAGAGCGGCACAUGCGUCAAAUUCGGAGAAGAAAUAAGAUAUUGCCAGGAACAAAAAAUCAAGGUAUUGCUCUCACUUGGUGGUGCAUUGGGUAAUUACUAUCUAACUUCUAAAGAUGAUGCCCAAAGUGUAGCAGAUUAUUUAUGGAACACAUUUUUGGGAGGAAGAACAUCUGCUGGUCCACUAGGUGAUGCCACGUUGGAUGGUAUUGACUUUGAUAUAGAAGGGGGAUCGAAUUUGUACUACGAUGAUCUUGCCCGCUUCCUAAAACAGAAAAAUGAAAGCCUCUUCUUAUCUGCAGCUCCUCAAUGUCCAUACCCUGAUUAUUAUUUGGGGAAUGCCAUUGAUUCCGGCCUCUUUGACGCCGUUUGGGUUCAAUUUUAUAAUAAUCCUCUAUGCCAAUACGGUAACGGUUACGUCGGCAACCUUUUAAACUCAUGGAAUCAUUGGACCGCCUCGGUAAACGCAAAGUCUCUAUUUUUGGGGUUACCGGCGUCUGUGAGUGCGGCUUAUUCUGGAGGGUAUAUUCCAGUGGAGGUUCUAAAUUCUCAGGUCCUGCCGGCGAUAGAAGAGACAGCAAAGUAUGGAGGCGUAAUGCUUUGGAAUCGAUAUUUUGAUCGGCAAACUGGGUAUGGUGCUUCUAUCAAAUAUUCUACCACGGGGAAUGGCUUAGUGUCAUCUUCUUAAUUAAUAAGAGUUUAGAUGAUGUGGCAGGAGUUAAUCCAGCUUAAAUAAAUGUACUCUUUAAGACGCUGGAUUCCAAUCCAGUUUAGUCUUUCAGAAAUAAUUAAAUAAAAUUAUGUGGCAAUCUUCCUUAUUUUUCUUUU